Trichophyton rubrum CBS 118892 is the source of this 534-nucleotide messenger RNA. RefSeq lists its product as uncharacterized. Gene Ontology annotation, biological process: positive regulation of transcription initiation by RNA polymerase II. The record is from RefSeq and is a predicted model, not a curated record. Gene Ontology annotation, molecular function: DNA binding; transcription coactivator activity. The coding region runs from base 1 to 534 and encodes 177 amino acids. The transcript is spliced from 2 exons. NCBI's taxonomy places the organism in Eukaryota, Fungi, Ascomycota, Eurotiomycetes, Onygenales, Arthrodermataceae.
AUGGGUCUCAAGCGCGGCAAACGAGCUUCAUCUGAAGGCGUCGAGCCAGCUGUUUCCGAAGACCGUUGCAAGAGAGCCAAAACAGCCGGUGAUGCAGGCAAAUUCGGUCUAAAUGCUCAGAUAUCCUCGACUUUAGAUAAGGCUCCCAAGACGGAUUCCAACGGUGAUCCAUACUGGGAGAUCUCGCGUCAGCGGCGUGUCACUAUAUCUACCUUCAAAGGACGCGUGCUAGUGAAUGUGCGCGAGUAUUACGAGAAAGAUGGUCAGGAACUGCCUGGAAAGAAGGGCAUAUCAAUGACACUAGAACAGUUCAACAACCUCGUCACAUUACUUCCUGAAAUCUCAGCCGUUAUCGAAGAGAAAGGGGGCAAGGUUACUCGUCCGGAUUUUUCUGGGUCUAUUGCCACUGCUGGCGAAGAGGACGAAGAAAUGUCAGGUGUGGAUGAGGAAAAGUCGAAAUCCAAUUCCAAGGCUAAGAAACCAUCCUCCACGAAAAAUUUCGAGGCUACUAGCGACGAGGAUGAUGACGAAUAA